Messenger RNA from Triticum turgidum subsp. durum (durum wheat), 225 nucleotides. NCBI's taxonomy places the organism in Eukaryota, Viridiplantae, Streptophyta, Magnoliopsida, Poales, Poaceae. The record is from the annotation of a GenBank genome assembly.
AUGGACGCGGCUCACUUCGAGGGAGGUCGUGGACGUGCUCGGAACCGCGGGGAGGCAUCGGUGGUGGAGAUCGACGGUGAUGGCGCCGUGGCCGUGGUGGGGAAGACGACUGGAUGGCGAGGUUGUGGAGGGCUUCAGCUCGAACUGGAGGUUGUAGGCGAUGUACAUGUCGGCGAUGAAGCUCCUGGUCAUCAUCCCAAACGCCGGGGAGCAUGGUGGCCAUGA